Molecule: messenger RNA, 933 nt
Organism: Saccharomyces eubayanus
Lineage: Eukaryota; Fungi; Ascomycota; Saccharomycetes; Saccharomycetales; Saccharomycetaceae
Gene: PPA2
Product: inorganic diphosphatase PPA2
Exons: 1
Coding region: 1-933 (310 amino acids)
Biological process (GO): phosphate-containing compound metabolic process
Cellular component (GO): nucleus; cytoplasm
Molecular function (GO): magnesium ion binding; inorganic diphosphate phosphatase activity
Source: RefSeq, a predicted model, not a curated record
AUGAGUUUACUGCGAAUGAAUUCUUUCGUCGGUAAAAAUAGAUCAUUAGAACGGUUAAAACAAACACUAAACAUACUAUCCAUUCGUAACCAGAGACAGUUAAGUACCACUCAACAAGGCAGUAAAUAUACUCUUGGAUUCAAGAAAUAUCUAAAACUUCAAAAUGGGGAGGUUGGCUCAUUUUUCCAUGAUGUACCUUUAGAUCUAAAUGAACAUGAAAAGACUGUAAAUAUGAUAGUGGAAGUCCCUAGAUGGACUACUGGAAAGUUUGAAAUAUCCAAAGAACUGAAAUUCAAUCCCAUUAUACAAGAUACGAAAAACGGUAAGCUUAGAUUCGUAAACAACAUUUUCCCAUAUCAUGGCUAUAUACAUAACUAUGGUGCCAUUCCACAAACGUGGGAAGAUCCGACAAUCGAGCAUAAGUUGGGAAACGGCGACUUGGCUUUGAGAGGUGACAAUGAUCCUCUUGAUUGCUGCGAAAUUGGUUCAGACGUUUUGGAAAUAGGUUCCGUAAGAAGGGUUAAAGUAUUAGGAUCACUAGCUUUGAUUGAUGAUGGUGAAUUGGAUUGGAAAAUCAUAGUAAUCAGUGUAAACGAUCCCUUAUAUCCUAAACUUAAUAAUCUGGAGAAUGUUCAAGAGCAUUUUCCUGGGAUUUUGGAUGCUACCAGAGAGUGGUUUAGAAAAUACAAAGUUCCAAUGGGGAAACCAUUGAAUAAAUUUGCCUUCCGUGAACAAUAUAUGGACUCCGACAACGCCAUCAAAACUAUAAAGGAAUGUAAUAACUCGUGGCGUAAACUCAUAUCAGGAUCACUACAGGCCAAGUACGACAACCUGCCAAAUAUAGAAAGGGCCGGUAAAGGUAUUACGCUCAAAGAUAGUAGUAAGCCUCCUUCUGAAAUACCACCUGAGGUACAGAAAUGGUACUAUGUUUAG